This is a messenger RNA of Protopterus annectens (West African lungfish), 3163 nucleotides long. Its product is annotated as neuroblastoma suppressor of tumorigenicity 1. The record is from RefSeq and is a predicted model, not a curated record. The transcript has 5 exons. Gene Ontology annotation, biological process: animal organ morphogenesis. Gene Ontology annotation, molecular function: BMP binding; receptor ligand activity. NCBI's taxonomy places the organism in Eukaryota, Metazoa, Chordata, Ceratodontiformes, Protopteridae. The coding region runs from base 648 to 1166 and encodes 172 amino acids.
GUCUCAGCCUGUCAGUACUCGUGUUGCAGAAAGCAGCUCUGUUUCUUGAGUGAGUCAACUUCAGCUAAGGGGAAGAGCUGCAGAUAGGAGGGGGACUUGGCUUGGAGUAGCACACAGACAACAGUUUCAAGGAGCUGACGCUUAGACAGCCAGUGUAAGCGUGAGAGAAUCGGCAGAAACACUUAACAAACCGCAAGUGCUGAGUGGGUCUGCACAGUCCUGACAAUGUAAGUCAGUUUGAAACAGGCUGGACUGAGGUGAUUGCCAGCAAAAGAAAAACUGUCAGCAGAUGCUCUAACCCGAGUUGAUCACAACUGACGACUGCAUUUCACCUCAGCUUAGUUUCCCAGGACCGAUUGUCGGACUUUGUAUUUUGUUUGUUUAUUUUUUACAGACUUACUCUGCAACCGUCUUCCUUGGCUGAGGUUGGCUUGUUUUAUGCAGUUUCUCUUCCUUCAUCCCUUAGAUGCAUUACCUGCUCCCCUACUAAGUGUUGAUUCAACAUUUCUCUUCAAGUGGGAAGUCAAGCAGUAAAUGUCCUAUAUAUUUAUCCCUGUGACCACUGCAGUCCAACAUUCCUAAAAGUGACAGUGCAAAACAGCUGUAAAAGAAAAAAAGGACCUUUUUUUGUGGAACUGACAGCCACAAUGUUGUGGGUUUUGACAUUUGCACUUCUACAGGGCAUUGUUACAGCAGCUCCUCCUCCAAUAAACAAAUUGGCCCUUUUUCCAGACAAGAAUGCCUGGUGCGAGGCAAAGAACAUCACUCAGAUAGUUGGGCAUAGUGGUUGUGAGUCAAAGUCAAUACAGAACAGAGCUUGUCUAGGGCAGUGUUUCAGCUACAGUGUGCCAAAUACCUUUCCACAAUCCACAGAAUCCCUUGUUCACUGUGAUUCCUGCAUGCCAGUAGACCCAACAUGGGAUAUAGUAACACUAGAAUGUCCUGGAAAUGAGGAAAUGCCCAGAGUAGAUAAACUGGUUGAAAGGAUUGAACAUUGUAGCUGCCAGGCUUGUGGCAAGGAACAGAGUCAAGACUCAUCACUGUUCACUGGAUUCCUAAAUGUGGAUGAUUCCCUAAUAGCUGAUGGCCUGGAUACCCAUCAUUAUAUAAGGCAUGAGGAGGAACCAGUGGUCAUCAGCCAGCCCGAAGAGGAUGCAGAGGAAUGAAGGACUGUGCUGUACUGGUUGUAAAUCAUUCACAGAGCUCAGCAUUUUAAACACAAUGCUUAGCAUACAAUUCCCUAGGUCACCCUACCAUUUUUUUACAAAAUACAGUAACCACUGAAGCAGCCUUUGUAGGAUAAAAUGUGUUUUUUAAGAAAUCACAGAAUAGGAGUGACACAGCAUUUUGCAAUAAUAAUAUUGUAUGAUGAACUGGAAGAUGGUGUUAGGCUAACUGCAUCUCACUUCUGCAGUGGACUUUUUAAUACAAGUUUCUUUUUUUCGUGUAAAAGAUGGCACUUGCAGAAAGAGGUGAACUUGCACAUUACACUUUUUGGUACUACACUUUUCAUUUUCAAGAAUCUUUUGUAUUGUUUACUUCUUUUGAAUACACUUAUGUUGCUUAGUAAGCAAAGAGAAGAACUGACUCCCAUCCUAUUAAAAUUUGUACUGUCAUUUCUGUACACAGUGGAGCCCAGCUCAGAAUGCCUGUGGUUGCCUUUGUAUAAAUGCUUGUGUUGGUCGCAUUUAGUUUAUGAAUAUGUGACAAAGUAAUGGAUCAUUCUGGGUCAUCUAGUGUGUAACUAUCAGCAUCUGUAGCAAGGAUCUUCUAUGUACAAUUAAAUAUUUUAGUUUAAAUACAACUUAGUUCAAGUCUUUUCACAUACAUCUGAUGGAAAAUCUCUGUGUAUACGAAUGAUUUUAUAGGUGAUAUCAAGGGUAAUUUCUGAUGGUGACUCUGCAGUACAUCUAGUUGCUGAUUAAUAAUAAAAAAACAACUGUAAGCUUCAUUGUUUUCAGAUCAGCCUUGAAACACAUGGCCAAAGACAGCAGCUUUGAGGUAUUAACUAAAUUCAAGUCAUAGCAGUGUUGUUAACAUAAAAGGAUCUCAGUACUAGUAACUGGUAUCAGGAGAUGAGUUUAGCAGAGUAAAAGAAAAUAUAGCUUAUUUUGCAAUGCGUAUUCCAGCUUCAUAUCUUUAUGAACCCUGAAACUAUGUAUAUACUAUGAUUCUCUCCCAUAACAGUGGAGAAUGAGGCACAUGCAACAAUUUAGUUUCUUUUAUAGUUACACAUUCCACAGUGUAUGCAUCUACAUAUUUCUCAGUGUUUUAAUAAAUUAAAAUCAUUUUGGUGACUUCAAAAUAUACUGUAGCUGUCACAGACAGUUUUGUGUUAAAUGCAUGAGAGUAAAGUACUUUUUACAUUUGAAGAAUAAUGUCAUAAACCUUGAACAUUUGUACUUUCUGUUGUUAGGCUGGAUUUAUAAAACAAAAUUAUAUUACAUCAGCUUUGAUCUUAGUUUCAACAGUAUGUCAUGACCAGCAGUUCCUCAGAUUGUAUGCUGCAUUCCUUAAUGCAGAACUUUUAGUGACAAUACUGCAUUUAUGUAUAGUUAUAGAACUGUACAACUGAAUGUGGUUACCCACUUCAUCUGGUGCUUAUAAAUGUUUUAUAGACUGUUAUAGAAUAUUCAGUCUUGUACUCCUGAAAUGAUUACAGAUAUGUUUUUAGUUCUAGUAGACCUUAUUGUACAGAGCAUGUCAUCUGAAUAAAACGUUUACAUUGCAGGCAGUGUUGUCAUGACAGCACAGACACUAGUGGUACCACCUCCGUCAGUUUGAGGGAGCUGCAGCUACUCUAUUAUUAUUAUUUUUUACUUUGUUAUGUAUAAUAUGAUUACUGAAUGCCCAGGGCUGGGAUUAUUAUAUGUAAUUUGGAUCUAACUAAUGACUACCAAGGUACUUCAGAAUCCAUAUGCUAAUUGCACGGCCUUAGAGGGGUUUGGUUGUGGUAAAUGAAAAUUUGCAAAGAACUAGUUUAUAUUUCUAAGUUUCAAUGGUUGUGUUGUACUUGUAUUAAUCAAUUUGCUAUGGGCUCAGUCCUGUCUUGCACUAAAAUGUCUGUAGAAUCUUUGACAAAAGCUCCAAGAGUUUAUAAUCUGAUGUAGACAUUUGUUAUACAUAUUUUUUCAAUAAAUAUUUUUAACAGUUUAUAAUAGCA